Racocetra fulgida is the source of this 396-nucleotide messenger RNA. The record is from the annotation of a GenBank genome assembly. NCBI's taxonomy places the organism in Eukaryota, Fungi, Glomeromycota, Glomeromycetes, Diversisporales, Gigasporaceae.
AUGUUAAAUAAAUUAAUUCAAAAACAGCAAGAAUUAGAAGAAGAAGUAGCAUCUCUAAAAGCACAAAAUAAAGAAUUAAUCCGCCAGCAUCUAAUCUUGCGACGACAACUUUUAGAGAAUCAAAUUGUUAUUUUAGAGGGAAUAAUUAAAAGCAAUCUCGCGGUUGGUGUUUACUUAUUAAAAAAAGGAAUAUUUGCUACUAUUGAUGAUUAUAAUAGUUACGUAGAUAAUAAUAAGCGUAUAGAGGAAGUAAUUGCUAACUACCGCACAGAAAUAGUUCAGAUAGAGCGGCAAUUGGCCACUCCCGAGCAGCAGACACAAGUGGAGUUUCCUUCAAAAUAUUACAAAGAGCGAAAUAAUGUCAGUAUAAAACACACUCUUAUGAAAUUAUUUUAG